GAAACCAUUCCACUGCCAUAUGUGGAAAUGGAAAAGUGGAAUGCAUGGACGAUGCUUUGUAUAAAAUGAAGGAGAAGGAAGUAGAGAUUAUGUUGGGAGAAAGCAGCAACUCAAACUCAGCUUGUAAUUGUAUGCCGCUCUGUUCAGAACUCACCUAUAACACUGAAACUGCUCGAACACAAUUCUACUGGAGGGAGAUGUUCCAAGCGGAGAAAAUGGUUGCCGAAACUAUGAAGGAGAUUGGAGUCAACGUUUCGGACGUUCACUUGUCGAGGUUAUCAGUGUACUUCAUGAGAGAUCAAUUCCUGAAAUACAAACGAACAGAACUAUACGGCCCGUUUGACUUUCUAGCAAAUUUCGGAGGACUUCUUGGACUUUUCACCGGAUUUUCCGUACUAUCAGCAGUGGAAAUCAUUUACUACCUGUGUGUACGAUGGUACUGUAACAAAAGGCUUUAUGAUGACUUCGCAGGAAUGUAAAUUAUUUAUGUGGAAAUAAAUGCUUUUGUCGAAA
Messenger RNA from Leptinotarsa decemlineata (Colorado potato beetle), 513 nucleotides. Its product is annotated as pickpocket protein 28. Gene Ontology annotation, molecular function: ligand-gated sodium channel activity. The record is from RefSeq and is a predicted model, not a curated record. Gene Ontology annotation, biological process: sodium ion transmembrane transport. Gene Ontology annotation, cellular component: plasma membrane. Lineage: Eukaryota; Metazoa; Arthropoda; Insecta; Coleoptera; Chrysomelidae.